Knipowitschia caucasica is the source of this 1953-nucleotide messenger RNA. NCBI's taxonomy places the organism in Eukaryota, Metazoa, Chordata, Actinopteri, Gobiiformes, Gobiidae. The record is from the annotation of a GenBank genome assembly.
AUGUCACUGUUUGACUCCAAACAGAGCUCCAAAAAAUUAUUCUACACUUCGGCUAUCAAGACAAGCGGAAGCAAAGAUGUUUUGUCAUACGCCGGAAAACUGAAGGAUGUCAUGCCCAAGCUGCCAUUACCUCAGAAAUCCAAAUCAUCAUCAUCCAGAUCCAAAAUUCUACCUGAGCUCCAGAGCAACCUUGAGUCUGAGAAAGAGCUGACCACUAAGAGCGAGCCGAGGAGGGUCAAGAUCUUCGACGGAGGGUACAAAUCUAAUGAGGAGUAUGUGUACGUGCGCGGCCGCGGCAGAGGGAAGUAUAUCUGUGAGGAGUGUGGUAUCCGCUGUAAGAAGCCCAGUAUGCUGCGCAAACACAUCCGUACGCACUCUGACGUGCGGCCCUACCACUGCAACCAUUGCAACUUCUCCUUCAAGACCAAAGGGAACUUGACAAAGCACAUGAAGUCGAAGGCUCACAGUAAGAAGUGUCUGGAGAUGGGGGUCAGUGUGGGACCAAUAGACGACCAGGACGCAGAAGAUUCUGGCGACCGCAGCCACGUGAGCAGUGCAGACCGCCAAGACUCUGACGACUCUGACGAAGACGACGAUAAUGAGGAAGAAGAGGAAGACUCCCAGGCCGAGUCGGGACUGUCCACCAACCCCUCCGUGUCCGCCAGCCCCCAGCACUUUCCCGGCCGCGACAUGGACGCUCCCCCCAGUGCCUUGCUUGCACAAAUGUCCAUCAGCUCGGCGCUCAUGCAACAACACGCCGAGAACAGCGUGUCCGACAGCGAGUCUGUGCCCAUGCUGAGCCCCAAGCAGCUCAACCACAAAGGCGCUUUGGGGGAGCUGUCCAAGAUGCCCUCUGCUGGAGUAGUGGUGGAAGUGUCCGACACAGAGUCCGUCCACAUGAUGAGCCCUGUGUCGCCCUGUCGGCAGAUGUCCAUAGACUUCCCCGACUUUGAAGCUCCGCCCACUUCUCCCCCGGCGCCUUGCAACAACGCUAAAGCUGCACGGGUCUCCUUGCCCCCUACAACCCCCGCCUCAGACCUGCCUCAGCCAGUGGAUCGUGGCACGCAGACCUCCACUUUUCCGGUGCACACGCCUCUCCUUUUCCCCCAGAACACCCCAUCCGUCCACGGCGCGGCCCUCCCACACACGCACCUCUUCAGCCACCUGCCGCUGCAUUCCCAGCAACCCCCGCGCUCCUCCUACAGCUCCCUGCCACUAGGAGGCAUCCAGCUGCUGCCUACGUACUCUGCCUACUCAACCUUCGUGCCCAUCCAAGGCGCGCAAGUCCAGCUCACCAUUCCUGCAGUCCUCCACCGAAACACCAGCCCACUGUCUCCACAAAACACUAACCCGAGCGGUGAAAAUCAGCCAUUUUUGUUGCCAGAUCAAAACAAUGCGGUCCCGUGCUUUCCAGUCACACAAACGCUCCAACCACUGAACUUGGAGUCGCUCAACAUCAUUGCAAACUCGGGGUUAGCGCAGACGCAGCUGAUCCAACCGCAGGGGCUGACACUGAACGCCACACUCGGCCUGCAGGUGUUGGCGGCAAGCCCCACGUCACAGAGCAGCGGCCUGCAAAUUGUUAACAUCGCAGCAAUUAUCCCGUCAGUGAGUCCAGUCCCCACGCUGAGUCCAAUUUUGGGGAGUUUGGAGAGGUGGGACAGCUCGGAAACACCAGGACAGAAUCCGGGGAAGAUGAUGGGAUCGCCCACAGUGACGUUAGCUAGCAUUUUGCCGAUGAUGAGCUCCAGCCAAGCAAAUGUCCGCCACGCCAAUGUUAGCCACGACAAUGUUUGCCCCACCAAUGUUAGCCAGGCCAAUGUUAGCCAUGCAAAUGGGAGCCACGAAGCGGCCAAGAUUGCAGCAGAGUCACGGCUGAGCAGACGCCGCUACCUAGUGGACAAGAUGAAGUGGCACCAGGGAAUCCACAGAGAGGAAGUGAAGCAGAUGUGA